GCUUCUCUUUCGGAUUCUCAUCCUAAUGCGGGCUGUUUCAGUAAAUAUUAUAGGCAUUCAAUUCUGUUAAUAAUGCUCGUGUUUUAGGUUAACCCUUAACAAGUGGCAAAGCCUAUAUUAAGUGGACAGGCUGGGACAAGGACUGUUAUUCCUCAGUUCAAGACGCUUUUUGAUGGAACGCUACAGAAAAGAAGUGACACCGCAAGUGUGCAAGAAUGAAAGGGAGAUGUGCUGCUUUACAUAAGCUAAGGCACAAACUCUACUUGCUCUUUGUGUCAUUGUCCAUUGUGUGUGUGCUGAAGCUUGUCUACGUAAAGGUCUCAUUGAAAAAACGCUUCUACAUUGAGCCCUAUGGAAUUACAGUAAGAUCAUCCAAUUCUCAGUCUAACAAAGAUGCCAUUGACUGCACUGCCAUUUAUCAGCUGGAUCCAGUAGAAAUUGGCAAGUCUUUGGAGAUAAGGCACAGAGACAUUGUGGAUUUGGAUGAUGAGAGUGUUGUGUCCUUUACUGAAGAUUGUCCAAAAUACCUAUCUGCAAGAGGUUACAAUGGCAUCUUCGUGACGGACGAGGAGCGUGACUUUCCAUUAGCCUACUCUUUAGUAGUGCAUAAGAACAUGCCCAUGGUAGAGAGGAUUAUCAGAGCCAUCUAUGCACCAAACAACAUAUACUGCAUUCAUUAUGAUCAGAAGUCCUCAAAAUCCUUUAUCACAGGAGUGAAAAACCUGGCCAAAUGUUUUCCAAACAUAAUUAUUGCCUCUAAACUGGAAUCAGUACAGUAUGCACACAUCACAAGACUCAAUGCAGAUCUCAAUUGCCUGUCAGACCUAAUGAGGUCAGAGGUCAAAUGGAAGUAUGCUAUCAAUCUGUGUGGGCAAGACUUCCCACUCAAGUCUAAUUAUGAGCUGGUGAAGGAACUGAAAAAACUAGACGGUGCAAACAUGUUAGAGUCAAGCCGACCAAGUGAGCUAAAGAAACAACGCUUCAGCUUUCAACAUGAACUGAAAGAUGUCCCAUAUGAGUACCAGAAAUUACCCAUUAGAACUACGCUACCUAAAAGCCCACCACCACAUGGUAUUGAGAUGUUUAUUGGAAGUGCCUACUUUGUCCUUUUGCGUGAUUUUGUCCAGUAUGUUCAGACUAGCCAGCUGGCAGAAGACUUCUUAGAAUGGUCCUCUGACACCUACUCUCCAGAUGAGCACUUUUGGGCAACAAUAGUACGAGUGCCGGGUGUGCCAGGAGAGAUCUCAAGGGCAGAGCCUGAUGUGACUGAUUUAAAGAGUAAAACCCGGCUGGUAAAAUGGAACUAUUUGGAAGGGUCUUUGUACCCUCCUUGUACUGGAAAACAUAUGCGUAGUGUUUGCAUUUAUGGUGCUGCAGAACUCAGGUGGCUCUUGAACUAUGGCCACUGGUUUGCAAACAAGUUUGAUCCCAAAGUUGACCCUGUCCUUAUUCAAUGUCUUGAGGAAAAACUUGAAGAGAGUAAAAUUCAACAUCGCUUGAACACAGUCUCUUAAAAAGUGGUAGAGAUUGAAGACCUUUAUUUAUGACCUAGUUCAUGGACCUAGAGGGGUUUAUGCUUUUGUACUUGUUUUCUAACUAGUGAAAGUGAAAGUGACGUGACAUACGGCUAAGUAUGGUGACCCAUACUCAGAAUUUGUUCUCUGCAUUUAACCCAUCCGAAGUGCACACACACACAAACAGUGAACACACACACACCGUGAACACACACCCGAGAAGUGGGUAGCCAUUUAUGCUGCGGAACCCACAGCCUUCGGGUUACAAGUCAGACUCUCUAAUCAUUAGGCCACGACUGCCCUAAACUAAAAACUAAAACUGUCUUGCACCUAUUAUAAAGCAAAAUAUUAUGUUUUGUGUAGGACUUUGUUUCAUAUGCUAGUGAAAUGUUUAAUGCAAUACAAGCUCGAAAAUAAUCAAUGCAUUUUGCCAUUAAAAUCAAACCAAAACGUAUGACAACAAUGGCCUUUUUAAAGUGCCUUUCAGCUCCCAGAUAGAGAUGGUCUCUAUUGUUGCCUUACUAAAGACCUAUGAAAGGUAUUAUUAGAAAGCACAGAAUACCAAAUAUUCUACCUCGGUUGUCUUUAUUAGAAUUUAUUAUUAAAGAAAGGCUUCAAUAAAGGUUUCUCAUUUAUAU
Tachysurus vachellii is the source of this 2152-nucleotide messenger RNA. RefSeq names its product glucosaminyl (N-acetyl) transferase 4a (gene gcnt4a). Lineage: Eukaryota; Metazoa; Chordata; Actinopteri; Siluriformes; Bagridae. The transcript is spliced from 2 exons. The record is from RefSeq and is a predicted model, not a curated record. Gene Ontology annotation, cellular component: membrane. Bases 216 to 1514 code for a protein of 432 amino acids. Gene Ontology annotation, molecular function: acetylglucosaminyltransferase activity.